Molecule: messenger RNA, 1569 nt
Organism: Orbilia oligospora ATCC 24927
Lineage: Eukaryota; Fungi; Ascomycota; Orbiliomycetes; Orbiliales; Orbiliaceae
Exons: 2
Coding region: 1-1569 (522 amino acids)
Source: RefSeq, a predicted model, not a curated record
AUGCAUUAUUCAACCCUCAGAUCUCUCUUCCUAAUCUCCACAGCCGUCUCCCUCACAUCCGCCGCAACAAUCCCAAUCGGCAGUGACAUCUCAGCACUAGCCGUCGACAAGCUCAAUGACGCUCAAUUCCGCGAAUCCCACCAAAGGGAUGCAGCCGCUACUCGAGCCUUCGAUUCCAUCUCCAUUAAAUCCUCAGCCGGGAAAUGUCUUUCAAUCGACCCACUUGCCGGUGACGCCCGCGGUAAUAACUUACCAGUCCAACUAAAGGAUUGUGAUAACAGUUCGAACCAGAAGUUCGAUAUUAUCACUGCGGGGAAACAUAAUGAUAAGCCGGGGAAUAUGUUGAUUGUUAGCGCUUUGACACAAGGCUGCCUCACCAUCAACGGCCGUCAAACCGUUCUAUUCUCUUGCGGCGGUGCAGCAAACGGUUCCGGAAAAGUAGCCAAUAACCAAUUAUUCACCUACACCGAUCCAACUGCCACCGGCCCAUUGGAACUUGAAACCCGCGGUGAAGUUGGUUUCUGCGUUACUGCCGAAGAUGCCGGCGAGAGACUCGAUAAGUCCCUUUGCAUCCAGAACAACCAGAUCCAAACAUUUACCUUCGUGACCGGCGAUGCUCGAGUCGUUGCUGGAGGAAAUGCUGGAGGAAAUGGAGGCAGUCUUGGAGGUGACAAUGGGAAUAACAAUGGAGGCGGAAAUGGAGGUAAUUUUGGAGGUGAUAAUGGGAAUAAUAACGGGGGUAACUUUGGAGGAAAUAAUGGAAAUAAUAAUGGAGGAAAUGGAGGAAAUGUAGGAAAUAAUAACGGCAACAACGGUGGAAAUAACGGACUCAACGGUGGUAAUAACGGCGGCAAUAAUGGAGGAAACAAUGGAGGAAACGUCGGCAAUAACGGUGGCAACAACGGUGGAAACAACGGUGGAAACAACGGUGGAAACAACGGUAUCAAUAAUGGGAACAACGGUGGGAACAAUGGAAUAAACAACGGCAACAAUGGCAAUAAAAACGGCAAUAACGGCAACAUCAACAAUGGAAACAACAAUAAUCGAAAUGGAAAUAUUGGAAAUGGAAAUAACGGGAACAAUGGAAACAACAAUGGAAACAAUGGGAUUGGGAACAAUAGGAACGGUAACGUUGGGAAUGGGAAUAACGGAGUCAAUAACGGGAACAACAGGAAUGGGAAUAACCAGAAUGGUGGAAACAAUCAAAACGGAGGAAACCGCAAUGGUAACAACCAAAAUGGUGGUAAUAACCAGAACGGUGGAAACAACAGAAAUGGAGGAAACAACCAGAACGGAGGAAACAAUCAGAACGGAGGAAACAAUCAGAACGGGGGGAACAACCAGAAUGGGGGAAACAACCAGAACGGAGGCAAUAACAAUAACAGGAAUGGAAAUAUUAACAAUGGAAAUAUUAACAAUGGAAACAACGGCAAUGGAAACAACGGCAACGGGAACAACGGCAACGGGAACAGGAACGGAAACAACGGUAACAACAAUGGGACCCCCACUUUCAAUUUCGGAGAAGGGUUCCGAACAAUCGUAGUACGAGCAGCUGCUCCAACAGCUUAA